This is a messenger RNA of Drosophila mauritiana, 2072 nucleotides long. RefSeq lists its product as uncharacterized. Bases 109 to 951 code for a protein of 280 amino acids. The transcript is spliced from 4 exons. The record is from RefSeq and is a predicted model, not a curated record. NCBI's taxonomy places the organism in Eukaryota, Metazoa, Arthropoda, Insecta, Diptera, Drosophilidae.
UCUACCACAGACGUUGGACCAAAAUAAAUACCAUCCGGCGGAGUCCCGAUCCCGAUUGGAAUACACAGAGAUUAGGAUCAGCUGCCAGUUAUGUAGAUCUACGCCGUUAUGUCUGGAACAUCGACCUCUGAACGCUCCAACUCCGAAGACAGCCCGUCGAAUCCCUGCCUAACGGAGGUGCUCAGGAAUUGUGCCAAUAUCCAGUCGCUGGAGAGCUUGAACUACGAAUAUAACGACGUUCUGCUGACCGAAUCCAACGAGGGGAAGAUGAUUACGCCGAAUCCGUACUCCUUUAGCGGCAACAUUUCCAUCAGCAGUGGUCCAAGUGAAGAUGUUUCAUUUACGGAAAGCAUCCUGGAGGACAACGGAUGCAUUUCGCUGGCCUAUGAGAACCUGAAGACAAUUCCGCGGCGACUGGCCGACAAAUUCGCAGCGCAGACCAAGUUUCUCGAUUUGAGUCACAAUGAUUUCCGAAAUCUGCGAUUUCUCUCCUUUUUCGAGGAUCUGGACACUUUAAUCCUGGACCGCAACGUAAACCUGGACAUAAACACUUUUCCCUACUUGCCGAGCUUAAGGAUCCUGUGGAUCAACAAUUGCGAUAUAGCAAAUAUAACCGACUGGAUACACCGCAUCGAACGGCAGUGUCCUGCGCUGGAUCAGCUCUCUUGCAUGGGAAAUCCUGGCAUCCGCACAGUUUUCGGGGGCCAAGGACCCCGCGAGUAUAUACUACAGGUGCUUCCCCAGCUAAAAUAUCUCGAUGGGCUUCCGACCAGCAGGAGUGAAGUUCAUGCGACGCUGUCUUCCUCACAAGGACAGGGUCCAGACUCCACCAGCAAUUCGGAGAAGCCUCCACCCGCAUCCGCACUCACUUUCAAGGACAUAUUUCGGCCAAAGCAUUCCAGAAAAUCGCACAGCGGACGGAUGUACGGCAACGGCUCCUCCACAAAUUGAAGUAAUAUUCCGAAGGAGGGAGGGGUAUUCCACUUAUUGCAUUCUGUCCCAUUGUUGGACUAUUUUUAACCGUCCGCUGGAUUAUCAGCGCUGCCCUCGCUGCCCUGCAGUCGUCGAUUGCACCUACAGUGCUAUGCAAGUAAAUAUGCAUAUGGUUAUUUCCAUGUACGUAUAUAAAUUUGCAAUCGUAUGGCGAUGGACACGCACAAGCCUAGUGAGAAUUAAUCUAGUGCAUUAAAGCAAUUUUUACAAUAAUAAGAGUCAAUGACCUCAGCGAAUAGUCAAGUAAACAAACGUAUACCAUAGGCACCAUCUUCAGAAUAAAUGUUCUUCGUCUUAUUCUGAAUGUCGUUCAGUGCCCGAUUAAUUUUUCGGAUGUAAACACAUGGGCACGAGUUGAUAUUGUUUAAAAACUUGAGGCCAGCCAAAAGAUAAAAAAUACUCGUUGAGCUCCUUGAUGGCCUCCAGGCGACGACCACGGGCCUUGAGGAUGGCGAUCUUGCGCUUCCUGGGCGCGGCAUUUGUCUCGUCCUUAGCAAUGAUUGCGUCCAGGACCUCGUCGGCCUCAUCGUACUGCUCCAGAGCCUCGUAGCGCAUCGCUUUGAACUUCAUCACGCGCAGGCUGCCCGGGAACUCAAGGGCCAACUGCUUGGUGCACUCGGUGGCGAUGUCAAAGCGAGCCGUAUCCAACGCCGCGAUGAUCACCUGCUCCAGGAUGAGAUGCCGUUCGUUGCCGGUCUUGUGAACCUUGUCCUCCAGCACAGCUACCCACAGCUGGACCACCUCCUCGCUGUGGCGACCCGUCUCCUCACGCCACGUUCUGAAUUGAUCCCGCACAUCUGGAAGGAUGAUCAUACGAUUAUGAUAUGGCACUUUUCAUUCAUGGCCUUAUUUUUUGGGUCCACGGAAAACCGGACGAUUGGGAGCAACCCACUGACGUGGUCUGCACCCGUUUGGAGCCUGGAAAGGCUUAAAACUCACCCGUCCAGCUCAUCUUCUCAUAAUCUAGCGACAUAUUCACUUAGGCGGUCUCAAAUAUCUCAUCAAUUUAACUUAAUUUUCUAAUUGCAAUCUUUAACUGGCGAUUUCCUUCCUGGCAAAAUAAAAGUGUGGCAGCGUAA